CUUGUGAAGUCGCUCGGACUCUCCUUCUUUUUGUCUUUGGGAAGGCUGAAGUCAGCCAGACCCUAGUCAGUUUUGUUUUAAUAGUUUGUGUUGUUUGUCUUUAAUUCCCAGGAUUUACAAUGAGUGUUAAGCUUCAUCUGAGCAGUUUGUGGGUCGCUCUGCUGGUUUUGGGAAGCGUGUCUCUGAGUCUCCAGUACAACUCGCACAGGCUCAGAAACAAAAACUGGUGCGCGUUCAUCGUGCAGAAGAACGUGAGCUGCGCAGUGCGCGCGGACUUUCCGGCAGCGGUUGAAGCUGAAGCUGCGCCCUGCCCUCCACACCAGCCAGACUGCGAGCCGUCAGUGAUGUAUCGGACCCAUUUUCAUCCCAGUUACAGGAUUUCCUAUAAGACUGUUACUGAACUGGAAUGGAGGUGCUGUCCAGGAUAUCAAGGUCCAGACUGCAAAGAACUAAAAGGCAUCCCAAAUCGACAGAUGUUAUUAAAACCUCAACCGAAGCCAAAUCCUCAGCCAUAUACUGGAUACGUUCAAAACUCACAAAGGCCAGAGAGACAGAAGGCAGAGCAAGACAACAGCUACCAUGAGGUUGAAAAAACCCAGCAACUGGAAGAAGAAGUGCAUCGCCUUUCCCAGACAGUGCUGGACCUUCAGGCAGCCAUGACUAGCAUGUCGGCGAACCUACGUGCCGAUUUACAGGAGGACACCAGCAAAAUGCUUGUCAGUCUCCUCAGCAACAUGCAUGUGCAAGAUAGCGCAAGAUCAGGAGGUAUAGAGGAGAGCGUGGUGCAUCUGGAUGGGCACCAGGCCACAAGGGGAGUCGAGGAGAGGGGCAUGGAAAAAGUGCUGGCCAGGCUUAAUGAUGUGACAGAUGCUCUGAAAAGCAAGGAUGAGGCAAUUGAGGAGCUGCGGGAAGCUGUGACUGGAAACAGUGGCCAGAUCCGUAUGCUAAUGGAUGCUUCUCAGGGACCAAUGGUUACUGCUGGUGCCUCCUCAGACAUUGAUAUUCUUCAGUCCUACAUUGAUACUAAGUUUGAGAAAUUAAAGAAGGAGCUGGUUUUGGAUAUGAAGGAUGAGAUAGAAAAGCUGAAGAGUGCAUGUGAUGAUAAGAUAAUGUCUUGUCAGAAGUCCUGUAAAGAGGGAUGGAAGGGAAGUUUUGACAACCUGACAAACCUACUGGACAUUCAAGAGGUCAAACUAAGGAAGGAGAUACGUGAGCUACGUCUGGAUAUGGCUAUGUCUGACGGACUGGUGCGUACUCACAGGCAAGCAGCUCCAUUCAAUGAGGAUGACGGUGAAUUACGAAAUACGAUUCAGCGCUUGGUAGAUGCUCAGAAAGUCUUAAACGCCCGUGUGGACAAUGAACUGGGACAUCUGUCCAUGCUACAGCUGGAAGAUGUAUUUGGCCCUCGCUUGGAUGAACUUGAAGACAGGAUGAAUGUGACCGAGAGGAAUGCAGAAACCUACUGCUUCUACGUGGAUGAGAAAUUAACCAAGGCUCUAAGCGAAGAGACAGCAAAGAUCCGGGAGCUCUUGGACAAGAGACUGAAUUCUGUAGAGGACCAGUUCACGAGAAUGCUGGUAGAGAUAAGUAACACCUCCUUCCCAGGGAUGUUCAGCGAGUCUGUUGAUGGUCUGCAAACUCAGGUUAAUUCAAACAAUUUUGCGAUUCAAGGAUUGGAGGACAAAUUGAAUGCUAUUGAGCAGAUCUGCACCACUGGCUGCAACACAGGACCAUUCACCAAUCCUCAACACCUAGGUGGCCUGGAGAGUAUUCAGGCAGAUCUGAGGCACUGUAGGAAUCAACUGGAUGUCCUGAGCACUAGUACUAAAAACAAUGCGGCAAAGCUUGUAGAAUUAGACAGGGUAGUUGAACGUGUGAGGCUCAACAAUCAGCUUAACAGUGUUAGCGUGCAGGAUGUGCACAACAAGCUGACGCCUCUGACAGAUAAUGUGAGUGGAUUGACUGGAGCUGUGACAGGGUUAGGAGAUGUCAUGAGCAGGUUUAGCCAGGAUCUUCAGACCUUGAACUCUAGCUGUUGCCAAGUAGUGGAGAUAGAACCGAUUCAGCCACCAGCAACAGUACCAUCUCUGUCCCAUGAGGCAGGCAAACCAAGCCAAAAUCAGUUGGACGAGCUCAGCAACAGACUAGACAGGCUGAGAUCCCAGGUGACUGCAGAGCUGACCCUUUGUAAGGAGAAGGCAGCAGGUUCAGCUGAAGGGAUCUCUGCAGUAGGCAACAGGAUUACUACACUAGAAGAAUUGUGUCGGAAAGGAAACUAUGAAAGAGUUCAGGCUAUGAAAGACGGUCUGGAGAGAAAUGUGGCUGAGAUGAACUCCACAUUGCAAACACACUCCAGGGGGAUCAGUAACCUCCAGACCACUCUGCACAAUGUUCAGGCACAGCUUGCAAACAUUCAGAACCAUUCUACAAAACAGCAAGGAGUUCCAGUGAAGCAGGAGCAACCCGGUGCUUUCCCACCGAGAAGGGCAUAUAUACCCGAGAUCCACAUUCCUAUACUUAUACCCCAUAGGACAGUGCCUGUUACUUCCCGUCCAUUUGUACGCCAGCCCUCAAACCCACGCCAGCCUUACGCCCCUCUGCAGCCCUCAAGCCCACGCCAACAGCCUAAUCAAGUCCUUUUGACUGGAGUGGCCGGUCCGCCCGGAUACAUGCAAAGAGUCUCCUCUCGGCGGGAGCGUGGAUCCCAAGAGUUAAACAAACCCAUGAAUGGAUUUGCAGGUGCACCAGCAAGCUAUCCUCCAGUAAACCCAGUGGCGUAUAAACCCCAACCGAUCGCAGCUUCCCAAGUGUUAUGGAAUCCUGCACAAAGGCUUGUUGCAACACCAGUGACGUAUGACAGAAACAUGGCAGGAGACACUUUCUCCUUUUCAGCUGGUCUCACACAACAGACGCUUUUAGGAGACUUUGGCAUCAUCCGGUUUAAUAAAGUGCUAGUUAAUGACGGAGGGCACUACAAUCCCCAAACAGGAAUCUUCACGGUGCCUGUGAGCGGCCGUUAUCUAAUCACGGCCGUGCUGACGGCUCCUCGGCACGAGCGGCUCGAGGCUGUGCUCUCCGUGUCUGAGCGCAGCGUGCAGAAGCUUGAUUCAGCAGGUUUUGGAGGACAUGACGGGCUGCACACAUCAAGGCCUUGUCAGUGUGGUAGUUCUGCCUCGUUCAGCCUCAUCCUCUCUCUGCGCGCAGGUGAUCGAGUUGCAUUAGUGCGCACGGCCGGCGCGCUGGCCCUCUCUGAGGCCAAAGAGAUCCUCUCCACGUUCAGCGGGGUCUUCCUCUACUCCACUCAGGUUCACAGAUAACAUCUAGCAAAAAUAAAUAAAUAAACCACACAUACAUAAACUGCAGAGGACUGUCUGGCUGUGUCACUCUCCACAUUUACAUGGCAGCCUGUGGCGAGCCAGACGACACUGCAAGGAUAUCACUGCUUGGCUUUGGCUUGACUACAGAACAACAUUGCUUUGGUUGCACCAUGGAAAGAAGUGCACUGAGAUUUUUAGUUAUACUCCACAUAUUUUCAUCAUAUAAUGUAUUUACUUACGCCACAACUUUUAAUAUAAAAAAGGCGGUUUAUCCUGAGUGACUUUAAUCAACAAUCCAGACUGUAUAGAAUCAUUUUAUUACAAAUUAGUAGCAGUAUUAUAAUUGUCUUUAUUUUGCAUUAUGUACGGAAUAAAACAGGACUGUUUAUAGGACAAUAAUAAAUGACUGGAUGAUGUCUGAAGAUGGCAUAUCCCAAAGAAGUUUAUUCUUCUUACACCACAGGAAUUAACCACAGAUUGCAAUUUUUAUUUAUUAACACACACGUUGUGCAUUCAACCAUUUCUAGUUACUGUUAAUGUUGUACAAUUUCUUUGUAUGCAGUUAAUGCAGCUCGUAACGUUACCCUGAAGCCACAAAGAUGUUGCCAUCGCAGUUACGGCUUUAAAACCCGAAAACCGGAGAAUCCUCCCAGAAAUGUUAAAUAAACGUCUCUUCACUGAAAACCUGACUAGAUCAACAAUUACAUGUUGUCGUUGUUUGUUUUUGUUUUUUUUAUAUGUGGCACAAGUGCCCAUAGAAGUCGUUACUAUAGAAACGAGCUUUGGUAAAUGAACCAGAAUUAAGCAUUCGAUAGUGCUGUGGUAAAUGGUUUUAUAAUAGAUGAUGUAUAAUGGAAUGACGAACCAACACAAAGAAUUUAAGGAUAAAGUGACAGCAUGAAGCUGAGGAGAGGGUUCUAAAUGUGAAUUUCCCUUUGGGAUGAAUAAAGAAUCUAUCUAUCCAUCUUGCCAUCCAUCCAGUUUAGUCUCAACAAUCGAUGUAAAACCUAUUUUAAUAAUUGCUUAUACUUGCCGUGACAAGCUCUAUGAUUUAUGAUUUAAGCAAUUACCGAAAUUCUAAACUUGUAGAUACAAAAAAAAGGGGGAAGACUGAUAUUUCCCAUUUCUCCUUCAUACAAACUCUAUAGCCUUCGGAUAUUCCAUCUUAUUUAUUACACUGCUGGACAAGGCAAUAAGAAAAAAAAAAAACAUGAACAUAUUCUUCUUUUUUUUCUGCUGCUACAUAAAUAAAGAAAAUGUUUGACCUGAGGUGAUUUUCU
Messenger RNA from Hemibagrus wyckioides, 4597 nucleotides. It is a transcript of the gene emilin2a, whose product is annotated as elastin microfibril interfacer 2a. Lineage: Eukaryota; Metazoa; Chordata; Actinopteri; Siluriformes; Bagridae. The coding region runs from base 120 to 3317 and encodes 1065 amino acids. The record is from RefSeq and is a predicted model, not a curated record. The transcript is spliced from 9 exons. Gene Ontology annotation, molecular function: protein binding.